Molecule: messenger RNA, 2174 nt
Organism: Arachis duranensis
Lineage: Eukaryota; Viridiplantae; Streptophyta; Magnoliopsida; Fabales; Fabaceae
Product: cationic amino acid transporter 9, chloroplastic
Exons: 8
Coding region: 71-1762 (563 amino acids)
Biological process (GO): transmembrane transport; amino acid transport
Cellular component (GO): membrane
Molecular function (GO): amino acid transmembrane transporter activity
Source: RefSeq, a predicted model, not a curated record
CGUUCAUUAAUCAUUUCGAUGUUUGUCACUCUAAAUCCAGAAGCUUUCUCUCUCCUCUUCUCCAUUCACUAUGGGAACUGGUGGUGGCGCACCUUCCUCCUCCUCCGCCUCUUCCGGCUGGUCCGGUUUCUGGUCGUCGGCGCUCCGAUCGAAGCGCCUCGUCUCUCCGGCGGAGAAGGCGGCUGCUGAAAGCAACGGCCGGGGACUCUCCCGCCGCCUUGGAGUCCUCGACCUAGUCCUCCUCGGGAUCGGUGCUUCCAUCGGCGCCGGCAUCUUCGUCGUCACCGGUACCGUCGCCCGUGACGCUGGACCCGGAGUAACAAUCAGUUUUAUACUUGCCGGAGCAUCAUGCGUUGUAAAUGCACUCUGUUAUGCCGAGCUAGCUUCUCGUUUCCCUGCUGUUGUCGGAGGAGCGUAUCUAUACACAUACACGGCCUUUAAUGAGAUCACUGCUUUCCUUGUUUUUGCACAAUUAAUGCUUGACUAUCAUAUUGGAGCAGCUAGCAUAGCAAGAAGCCUGGCAAGCUAUGUGGUGUCAAUUCUAGAGCUCUUCCCUGUGUUGAAGGAUAACAUUCCAGACUGGAUUGGACAUGGUCAGAACAUUGGGGAAGUUCUGUCCAUCAAUGUCUUGGCUCCAAUUCUCCUAAUUCUUCUCACUCUGAUUCUUUGCUGGGGUGUUGGAGAAUCUUCGGCUGUGAAUGCAUUCAUGACAGUGACCAAGAUAGUCAUUGUUAUAGUUGUCGUUCUUGUUGGAGCUUUUGAGGUUGAUGUUUCUAACUGGUCUCCCUUUGCUCCGAAUGGCAUAAAAAGCAUAUUUACUGGAGCUACUGUAGUCUUCUUUGCUUAUGUUGGAUUUGAUGCAGUUGCCAAUUCUGCCGAAGAAUCUAAGAGACCGCAGCGGGAUUUGCCAAUAGGCAUAAUUGGAAGCCUCUUAGUAUGUAUUGCAUUGUAUAUUGGAGUAUGCUUAGUUAUUACGGGGAUGGUCCCAUACAUGUAUCUUGGAGAAGAUGCUCCUUUGGCUGAAGCUUUUACAUCAAAAGGAUUAAAAUUUGUAUCUGUUCUGAUUAGUAUUGGUGCCAUUGCUGGACUUACAACAACACUCCUUGUUGGUCUCUACGUUCAGUCUCGGUUGUAUCUCGGGCUUGGCAGGGAUGGUUUACUACCCUCGAUAUUUGCCAGAGUUAACUCCAAACGGCACACUCCUAUUCAUUCACAGGUCUGGGUUGGAUAUGUUGCCAGUGUUUUGGCUGGACUAUUGAACGUAACAAUGCUUUCACACAUUCUCUCUGUUGGUACACUGACUGGCUACUCAGUUGUCUCGGCAUGUGUUGUAGUACUUCGGUGGAAAGAUAGGACAAAUAGUCAAUUAUCAAUUUCAGCUAAGCAGGAGGGUGUAAUUUGCCUCGUUGCUAUUGCUGCUUGUGGAUUCGCUACUGGGCUCUUAUUCCGUUAUGAUGCUUCGCCUAUUUUUAUGAUUCUAGCUAUACUUGUUGCAGUAGGUGCUUCUGCUGCUCUUCUUAUCCGCCAGGCUUAUUCAGAUACACCAGGAUUUUCUUGCCCUGGAGUUCCCCUUCUGCCAUGCCUUUGCAUCUUUUUUAAUAUAUUCUUAUUUGCUCAGUUACAUCAUGAAGCGUGGGUGAGAUUUGUGGUUCUAAGUCUUGUCAUGGUUGGUGUUUAUGCCAUCUAUGGCCAGUAUCAUGCUGAUCCCAAUGCAGCAGAUACCAUCAUGUAUCACCGGGCACCAGAGGAUGAAGCUCAAUGAGUCUUAGGAGAACUUUGGGUUGGUGCUAAUGUUGUAUCUAUCACUUUCUUUGACUUUUUCCCUCUUGGGAUAGAUUCUUGGGUGCUCCCAAAACAACAAAAAAAUUUAUGGUCCGAUCCAUUUAGUGUUCGACACUUAGUUUUAUAGGUCAUUAUUGUCUGCAAUCAUAAGUAGAUUUUUUUUUUUUGCAAUUGGUGAAGUGUCGAACUUGUAACGGAGUAGAGCACCAACUAUUUCUUUCUUUUGACUGCGGAUGUAACCAAUGAAUGUAGCAAAUCAUGAAAGGAAUGCCCACUUUAUAUAAAGGAAUAUGUGGGUAAAGUUUGUAAUAAGAAUCUCCAAUGUAUAAGGUGCACUUCUACUAGCGUUAGUGUAAUUCAAUCAAUGUAACAGUUAGAAAGAUUACUCAUAA